Messenger RNA from Penicillium digitatum Pd1, 2280 nucleotides. RefSeq lists its product as uncharacterized. The record is from RefSeq and is a predicted model, not a curated record. Gene Ontology annotation, cellular component: MIS12/MIND type complex. Lineage: Eukaryota; Fungi; Ascomycota; Eurotiomycetes; Eurotiales; Aspergillaceae. Gene Ontology annotation, biological process: chromosome segregation.
AUGUCAAACUCAGAUCUCGCUGCUGCGGGGAGCAGCACGUACGCAUCCAAUACCCUGCAUGUCGGGGAUGGCACCUGGGACUCUGGGCGGGAUACCUUCCUGCUGCCCAAUUUGAUGGGAGUCAACUUUGAGACGAUGCGAUACAAUGGCAUGGGGAACCGUUUCAAGGACAUGGCCGGGUACCAUUCAAUGAUCAUCGCACAUGGCGUCAUUGCAACCAUCGUUUUCUUGGGCAUCGUACCAACAUCUACUUUCCUCAUCCGAUAUUACUCCCGAUGGAAUCCUUACUGGGCAUUCAAACUGCAUGCUUGGUGUCAGGUACUUACCUUGCUCUUGACCACGGUCGUGUUUGUGCUUGGGUGGUUCGCCGUUGGGCCGAAAAGAAGCCUAACGAACCCCCAUCAUGGAAUUGGCCUGGCAAUCUAUGUUAUGGUCUUUUUCCAGGUUCUGUGGGGCUGGUUCCUGCACAAAAAGGAGAGCAAGAGACAGCGACUACACGUUCCUUUGAAACUGGUGUUUCACCGGUGGCUGGGUCGCGCCGUUGUCCUUCUCGGCAUUGCUCAAAUUCCACUGGGACUCACGCUCUACGGCUCGCCAAAGGUCCUGUUCAUCCUAUUCGCGCUGACCGCUUUCGGCUACUUAGUUCUCUACUUUAUACUUUCCUACCGAUAUGAUGUCGACGGAUAUCACAUGGGAAGUGAUCACGGUGGUGGCCACAGCCAGUAUACAGGACCUUCAGAAGUCUCGGAGUACCAUGGUAAUGAUGCGGGACCAGCUCUCGCUGCCGGCGCUGCAGGUUCUGGCUUGGCUUCGAUGUUUCGACGACGUGCAAGCAGUCGACAUCCAAGUCAUGCUUAUGAAGAAUCUCGCACAUCUAUUUCGGAUGAAAAAUACUCCGAUGAAUCCUCCCGUCAUCAUGGUGAUGGGGGUGGUGGUUUUGGCAAGAAACUCCUCGAGAUUGGUGCACUAGCCGGGGUUGGUCUUAUGGGCAAGAAAUUCUGGGACCGCCGAAAAAAGCAGGAAGAUGAUACUGAGUCAGGUCGGUAUAGACCUGCCCUUUCGCGCAGUACUAGCCACACAGAUGAUUCUCUUAGUAGGAUGGAAGAUGGUCGGCCGGAGCCGACUCACCACACGCCUCUUAAUCGACCGCCGAGCCGUGCACCAAGUAGGUCCCAAAGCCCGGGCUCGUCUUACUAUUACAACAGCACAUAUUUCACCGAGCCGCCUGAACGAAACCCUUCUCAUGGGAUUAGAGACGCUGUUUUGGGUGCCGGUGCUUUUGCUGCCGUAAAACGACUGCUCAGCCUCGGUAAAAAAGACGAUGCCGAAAAACAGCGACUGGAGGAUAUCAGGCGGCGAGAAGAUGAAGAUGAGGCGCUGCAGAGAGCAAACAGCAGACGACGACCACAGACGAGACCACGAAGAAGGGCCAGCUCAUGCAGUGAAACCGAUCUCACUGAAACCGACCUAUCUCGUCCCCCACGUCGACGUGCAUCACAUGGAGAAUCCCUUCUCACUGCAGAGCCGCCUCUUGCCUCCGGUGCUGUCCAUAGCGCUGUAUCGGAAAUGCCGUCUAGGCCCCCUGGCCACCGGCAGUUCUCUGGUGACUUGAGGUCUGAAGCCCCUCCCUCACGUCCCUCCCGCGCCCAUGAUGAAGCAGAAUUUGCAUUAGGUGCUGCGGCUGGCGCAGCAUUAGAUGCAGCUUCCCGUCGCCAUCGCAGCAGCAGCCGGCGACGAGGGGACGAGGCUGCCUCCCCGCCAGUAUCGGUGAAAGUGAAAAUGCACAAUGACGGACGACAUGUGACACUCCGUAGGCUGACUGAAGAAGAAGCGGCUGCGAGCCGUGAAGCCCGUCGCAAAGAGCGAAGAAAAUCUCGACGUCGCAACAGCAGUGCAGGCUCUUUUUCUGGCAACGAAGACGCCGGCUACGACCGCUGGCGUCGUGUCGAAGAACUCGAACGUCGACAAGACGAGCAAAUGCGACGUGAGCAGGCUGCUGCUGCUGCCCGUCUUGCUCCGCCACAGGCAUCUAUGGCACCUUCGGGCAACAAGCCCACAUCCUCGUGGGCGGCCCCACCCUCCCAGGGCAACCAAAUGCCCCAACCACCUCCCAUUCCUGCGCCUUCCAAUCUCCCAUAUGGGGCAGGCAGUGUUACUUCACCUACAUAUACUGGUACUGAAAUGAGCGGCUCAUACGCAAACAAUCGCCGCCGUAGACGUGCUGAACGAGCCCGUACCCGACAAGAGAGGCAGCAGCAACACGGCGUGGAAUUCACCUGA